CACUUGUCUGUCUGACGCAUACUCAAAGCUCAACUCUUCUGCUAUCAGCUUUGAUCUGUUCGUCUCACGUUUUAACCACUCUUAGUUACUGAUCCUGUCAUCCUUCUUCUUUUCUCUGUCUUGUCUGGAUUGACCGUAGGUGCCACCCAUACAUCCCUGGUGAUCGUCACUCCGGUGGCUUUCCCAUUGCCUGUUCUUCUCCCAUUUCAUUUCAACCCAGCCAAAUACAACACAGACUGAUCUGGCAUCCACAGGGCGCGUCAUGGCUGCUCCAGGCAUUGACAUGAGUAAUCUUGAAAAGCCUCAUGAAUCGGAGGCCUCCUCCUCGACGCACACCGAUGCAAUCAUUGAUCCAGCCACUGAAAAAGCUUUGGAUCAGCAUCUAAAGCCUCCGGUGGCGCCAUCCAGUCCUAACGGUGGGACGACUCUCCAUCAGUUGGAGAAUGCUUCCGAAAAAAUUGAGCUCACCGAGGACGACUGUUACGAUCAACUUGGCUAUGCUUUCCCUGCUUGGCGAAAGUGGAUGAUCAUCUCAGUCAUCUUCCUCGUCCAGACCUCGAUGAACUUCAACACUAGUUUGUACUCGAAUGCCCUUGGCGGUAUCUCUGAAGAGUUCGGCGUCAGCAUGCAAGCUGCCCGAUGUGGCGCCAUGAUAUUUUUGGUGCUUUACGCCUUUGGCUGUGAGCUGUGGGCUCCGUGGAGUGAGGAACUUGGUCGGAAGCCCAUCUUGCAACUCAGUUUGUUUCUUGUUAACAUCUGGCAACUCCCCGUGGCUCUUGCUCCAAACUUCGCGUCCAUUAUGGUAGGACGUGCUCUUGGAGGUCUGAGCUCCGCUGGUGGCUCGGUUACUCUGGGUAUGAUCGCAGAUCUUUGGGAAGCUGAUGACCAGCAAUACGCUGUCGCUUGUGUGGUUUUCUCAUCCGUCGGCGGCUCAGUGAUUGGACCAGUUGUCGGAGGGUUCGUCGAGGCUUAUCUGCCAUGGCGCUGGAACAUUUGGAUUCAGCUUAUCUUUGGAGGCUUUGUGCAGGUGGCACACUUCCUACUUGUUCCUGAGACCAGAACGACGAUCUUGAUGGAUCGCAUCGCCAAGAAACGGAGAGAAACCGGCGAGAACCCGAACAUAUACGGACCCAACGAGCUGGUGCCGUUCAGGGAUCGGUUUUCGAUGCGCGAAGUCCUCAGCACAUGGGUUCGUCCGUUCAAGAUGUUCUUGACCGAGCCAAUUGUCUUGACUCUGUCCCUUCUGAGCGGUUUCAGCGACGCCCUGAUCUUCAUGUUCAUCCAAUCCUUCAGUCUUGUGUACGACCAGUGGGGUUUUGACACUGUGACACUAGGAUUAUCGUUUCUGCCCAUUCUUGUGGGUUACUUCAUCGCUUGGGCAUCAUUCAUUCCGGUUAUCAGAAGAAAUAUUGCGGAGCGUCGUAUGAAGCCCGAUGAUGAGCGUGCUCAAUACGAGUCCCGGCUUUGGUGGCUACUAUACACUGCGCCCUGCUUGCCGAUUGGCUUGAUUGGCUUUGCAUGGACCAGCCUGGGACCUCCUGUUCACUGGAUUGGAAGCAUGGUUUUCUCUGCUAUCGUUGGUAUUGCCAACUACAGCAUCUAUAUGGCUACCAUCGACUACAUGAUCUGCGCUUACGGGCCAUAUUCCGCCUCCGCAACUGGUGGUAAUGGAUGGUCGCGUGACUUCCUAGCUGGUGUGCUGACAAUCCCUGCCACCCCUUUUUUCGAAAACAUCGGUGGAAAAUAUCAUCUUGAAUACGCCUCCACGAUUCUAUUUUGCAUCUCCUUCCUCCUCGUCGUGGCGGUUUAUGUUAUCUAUUGGUAUGGGCCGACGCUUCGCAAGCGAUCGCCCUUCGCCCAACAGCUGUCCGACGCGAGAGUUGAGCUUCAGACAUCCGGUCGACGCCUCUCUAAGAUCCCAUCUGGCUCGAGGGCGAAUUCCUUCGCACGUUCGCAACAGAACCUGCGUGUUCGUUACACCCUUGGGAGCCGCCCUGGAAGUUAUGUGGCAUCUCGCCCAGCUUCAAACGUCAACUCACGAGUCAAUUCUCGCCGGAACAGCCUGUCCCGUUAAAUGUUGAUACGGACCUUUUAUAUAGUCUGCGACCUUAAGU
Molecule: messenger RNA, 2114 nt
Organism: Aspergillus ibericus CBS 121593
Lineage: Eukaryota; Fungi; Ascomycota; Eurotiomycetes; Eurotiales; Aspergillaceae
Product: putative MFS multidrug transporter
Exons: 3
Coding region: 263-2074 (603 amino acids)
Biological process (GO): transmembrane transport
Molecular function (GO): transmembrane transporter activity
Source: RefSeq, a predicted model, not a curated record